AUGAAGCUCUUAACUAUUCUUACCCUUACAUUCACGAUUGUUUUUGUUUUAUUUCAAAUUUCCAAUGCUUACAAUCCUUAUAAAUAUGGACAAAUUGGCUGGAUGAUGAUGCAUGGCGGAGGAAAUUACGGAUAUGGAGGUUAUGGAGGAUGGGGUGGCGGUUGUUGUGGUGGAUAUGGGUACGGAUAUGGAUAUGGUGGAUAUGGAUGGGGAAAACGUUAAAAUAGAUAUUUUCACAGAAACAGAUUAAUAAUUGAUAAAAUUUUAUUAUAGUAGAAAUAAAUUUGUAGCAUAAAAGUGAAUCUAUAAAUAUGAAGCACC
Molecule: messenger RNA, 321 nt
Organism: Meloidogyne enterolobii
Lineage: Eukaryota; Metazoa; Nematoda; Chromadorea; Rhabditida; Meloidogynidae
Source: the annotation of a GenBank genome assembly